UCAAGCCCCGUACUCAUCAACUCGCUGACAAAAUAACCGGGACGUGGUAGUGGGGACAUUGUUCCACAAUUACUGCAUGAAACGGGGAGGCGGGGGACUGGUUUCGACGUGAUUAAUGAUUGGUAUAUUUACAAUACCAAAGGCAGAAAGUAGGCUACUGUCUUGAAAUUGCUGGUUACAGUUCAGAAACAACGAUAUUUUAAUCAAUAUUUUUAAGCGCUGGAAGGAAAAUAUAGGGAAUAUUAUGGAACCAGUACGUUGGUGGCGGCCAUAGAGGAAAAACAGGCCGUGGCGCCCCCCCCUCCUUGCCCCCCCCAUCUCCAGGCCGUGGCGCCCCCUGUUAGGGUACAGCAUGUCGGCGCAGACCCAGAAGGAGUGGAGCUGCCUAGAGGCCCUGGGUCUGUCCCAGAAGGAGCUGGUACUGGCCGAGGCCCUGCAAAUGGAAUAUGAUGCCCUUUCUCGCCUCAAACAGGACAAGGGGGUCCCCCCGGGUGACAGUGGGAAAGCCCCCACACUUCCUAAAGAAUGCCCCCCCCCCUGCCGCCCCAUCCCCAGCCCCCCCGGAGGAAGCAGCCUGUUGAGGGGCCUCUCAAGCUCGGACCCCUCCCUCAACCACCUCCAGCCUGGGGGAGCACAGACGCCCCGGCCUUCCCCAGCCAGGGCUAGCACUUCCCGGGGGAGCUACAGCAAGGAUCCCCUUUACAUCCUGGAGACUCCGGGGAAAGAGGACUACUACUUUGGUUCUAGCUACGGGGACUCCAUGGGCUCAGGCUCUGCUCUGAGUCUUUCCAAAGGGUUACCCCUCCCUCCGGAUGACCCCCCUCCAGCCAUCCCCCCCAGGAACCCCCUCCCCCCAUCAUCAUCCUCAGAUAACCCCUUCCUGCCCCCCAGGAGCUCUGCCCAUGUGCCCCGCGAUGUCAACCUGUUCACCCCAGAGGAGGAGCUGCCCAAGCUAACCACAAGGGAAUCGCUGAACUACGACAACCUGAACGACGCCCUCUCCAGACUCAACGGGGACUGGCUGGCGCCCAGGGGGAGGCGAGUCAAUGGGGACCAAUCAGGGAAACCUGUGGCGCGCAGUAAGACCCUCCCCCCCCAGGUCCCUCCCAGGACGUACACGCCCCUUCAGAAGAGCAACAAAAACCAGCGCAGGGUGUCAGCUGACCCGGUGUCUCUGGGCUCCAGGGUGAACGGUUUUGGCUACGAGCUGUUCCAGGUGUCCGAGGAAAAGGACGAGGAGGUGGCCACCUUCUGUCACAUGCUGGACGUGUUGCGGUCAGCGUACCCCUGCAACGAGCGCUCCAAGAACGCGGGGCUGGUGUGGUCAGCGUGUGUGGGCCCGGACCAGCUACAGCAUGGUCUGGGGAUCAGCAUCAAGGUCACAGUCAUCAGUGACCACUUCACAGAACCUCUUACCUUCACCUGCGAUGGCUCGUCCACCACAGACCUGCUUAUCUACCAGACUCUGUGCUACACUCAGGAUGACCUGGACCACAUCGACAUGGACGAUUAUCUGCUCAAGAUAUGUGGGCAGGCCGAGUUCCUCAACAAUGAUCAGCCUCUAGCAACUCUUGAGUACAUCCAGCAGUGUCUGAAGUUUGACUGGGACAUUCGUCUCUUCCUCACCAAGAGAAGCACUGUCAACACAGAGCUAGCCCGCGUGGAGGAAGAUGAUGGGACCGCCUCCACUAUGAACCACAACAUCAUGCUCCAGGAACGACCAAUCAAACAGACUGUCACCAGGGAAGCUUUGACUCUGCUCCUGGAUACCUUCCACAAUGAGGCAGAAUCCUUUCUGCUUUCUGAGGGUGAGCUUCCUCUGCACGUGGAGCGCCUCGUCCAAUCAGUGAAGGCGCUCUGCAGCUCUCUGGCGGCUGUGGAAACGCCAGACAUCACAGCCGCCCUCAACCAUCUGCCAGCAUGUCCAUGUCGCCUGCAUCCCAGAGUUCUGAAAGAUGUGUCUGUGCUGGCCAGGAGAGAGAACAGAGACUCUGUGGUGGAGAAGCUGACGGCGGCCAUCUUGGAUCUGGUGGAUCUGUACUGCAGCACGUUCAACGCAAACUUCCACCCGGCGCCACAGGGCACACGCCUAGCCACACCCAGCCAGGAGGCUGGCCUGGUCACCAACGUCCUCUCCUUCAGCGUCUAUGCAGCGCACCGUGUCCCCAUCACCUGGGCUGCCAGCUAUGAAGGCUUCUUCCUGUCGUGCUCCCUGACCCACGGAGGGGUGGAGCUCUGCGCCCCUCAGCACACCAGCAAGCAGGCUGUCAGCAAGCAUCUCUUCCACCUGGUGGUGUGGGACCAGAGGAUAUGCUUCCCAGUUCAGAUCAACCAGUUGCCUCGGGAGACUCAGCUGACUGUGACCCUGUAUGCCAGUGCGCUGCCACCACCUGGAGGGGCAGAGGAAAAGGGCAAGCAGCGCCGCAGCAUCGAGGCCCUGGGCUGGGUCACCAUGCCCCUUUUCAACUUCAGACACAUCUUGACUUGUGGCAGGAGGUUACUGGGCCUGUGGCCGUCCACGCCAGGAAGUGGGAACGCCCGCUCCAGCUCGCCCAACUUCAGCCAGCCGGACAGCAUCAUCCUGCAAGUGGAUUUUCCCACCUCAGCCUUCGAGGUGCGCUUCAGCACCCCUCCACCCGCUGACUUCUGUCCCCAGUAUGAGUUCUCUCGUCUGGACACCAUCAGCCAGAUCCAGCUGCAGAACGUGCUUCACAAGAAGUCCCUCUUCUGGUUGACCCUGGAGGACCGGCGCCUGCUGUGGGAGAAGAGAGCGUUCUGCCAGGCCCAGAGUGGAGCCCUGCCCCUGGUGCUGGCCAGCGCCCCCUGCUGGGAGUGGGCCUGCCUGUCCGACAUAUACGCUCUGCUGCGCCAGUGGGCCUGCCUCAACCAUCUGGAUGCCCUCGGACUGCUGCACGCCUCGUUUCCAGACCAGGAGUUGCGGCGGACAGCUGUCCAGUGGAUGGACUCCAUCUCAGACUCAGAACUUCUCGACUUCCUGCCUCAGCUGGUGCAGGCUUUAAAGUAUGAGUGUUACCUGGACAGCCCCCUGGUUCGUUUCCUGCUCCGUAGAGCCAUAGGAGACAUCCGCAUAGCUCACUACUUCUUCUGGUUACUGAAGGAUGCCCUUCAGGACAGCCAGUUCAGUGGGCGUUACCAGCACCUGCUGGCGGCACUGCUGUGCUGCGUGGGCCGUGGUCUGAGGGAUGAGUUUGACCGCCAGAGCUGGCUGGUGUCCAUCCUGGCCACGCUGGCACAGUGCGUCCGUGAUGCCUCACCGUCCAGCCGACAGGCCAUCCUGCGAGAGGGCCUGGAGGAGGUGAAACACUUCUUCUCUGUCAGCAGCAGCUGUCGUCUGCCCCUCAACCCAGCUUUGCUGGUCAAAGCCAUCAACAUCCAGUCAUGCUCCUACUUCAACUCCAACGCUGUGCCCCUGAAACUGUCCUUCCAGACUCUAGACCCCAGAGGAGACAAUGUCAAUGUCAUCUUCAAGUCGGGGGACGACCUACGGCAGGACAUGCUGACACUGCAGAUCAUUCGUGUGAUGAACAAGAUCUGGAUCCAGGAAGGACUGGACAUGAGGAUGGUCAUCUUCAGAUGCUUCUCUACUGGGAGGGGGAGAGGCAUGGUGGAGAUGAUCCCCCAGGCGGAUACCCUGAGGAAGAUCCAGGGAGAGCAUGGGGUGACGGGCUCCUUUAAGGACCGCCCCCUGGCGGACUGGCUGCAGAAACACAACCCCACCGAGGAUGAGUAUGAGAAGGCGGUAGAGAACUUCAUCUACUCGUGUGCAGGCUGCUGCGUGGCCACAUACAUCCUGGGGAUCUGCGAUCGCCACAAUGACAACAUCAUGCUCAGGACCAGCGGACACAUGUUCCACAUUGACUUCGGCAAGUUCCUGGGCCACGCUCAGAUGUUCGGCAACAUCAAACGGGACCGGGCUCCGUUUGUGUUCACCUCUGACAUGGCGUACGUGAUCAAUGGAGGAGACAAGCCAUCCAGCCGCUUCCAUGACUUUGUAGACCUCUGCUGUGAGGCCUACAACCUGAUACGCAAACACACACACCUGUUCCUCAAUCUGCUGGGCCUGAUGUUGUCAUGUGGGAUCCCGGAGCUCUCAGACCUGGACGACCUGAAGUACGUAUACGACGCCCUGAGACCUCACGAGUCAGAGGCAGACGCCACCAUGUAUUUCACCAGACUGAUAGAGUCCAGUCUUGGAAGUGUGGCCACCAAGCUCAACUUCUUCAUCCACAACCUGGCCCAGAUGAAGUUCUCCUCGUCUGAGGAGCGGCCCGUGCUGUCCUUUGCGCCGCGUGUCCACACCCUGAAGAGUGACGGCGCCAUCCGCAACCUCUAUGUGUGUCGUCACGUCCGCACCUACACACCCAGCAAGGGCACGGCGUACGUGGUGAAGGUGGAGAGAGAGGACCAGCAGGUGGCAGUGUUGGUCCAGAGGAGCUUCGAGGAGUUCCACGAGCUACACAGCAAACUCCGCCUCCUCUUCCCCUCCUCCAAGCUCCCCAGCUUUCCCAGCCGCUUCGUGAUUGGCCGUGGACGGGGGGAGGCCAUGGCUGACCGGAGGAAAGAUGAGCUGAAUGGAUACGUCUGGCAUCUGGUACACACAAGCCCCGACGUCGCCCAGUGUGACCUCAUGUACACUUUCUUCCAUCCUUUGCCAAGGGAUGAGAGACCAGGGACAGUGGUGAACGCACUUCAUAGCAGACCUUCCGAGAUACUGUGGGCUCCGGUCUCAGGCAGGGUGGUGGGGGAGGUCAAACUUUCCAUCUCCUUCAAGAGUGACAAGCUCUUCAUCAUGGUGAUGCAUAUCCGAGGCCUGCAACCGUUGCAGGACGGGUCAGACCCAGACCCCUACGUGAAACUUUACCUCCUCCCCGACCCCCAGAAGACCAGCAAGAGGAAGACCAAGGCGGCGCGACGCACCUGCAACCCCACCUACAACGAGAUGCUGGUGUAUGAACGUAUUCCUCGGGGGGACCUGCAGCAGCGUGUGAUCCACCUGCGUGUUCUGGGUGACGGGGCGUUCUGGGAGAACACGCUGCUGGGCGAGACCUUCAUCCCCCUGAAGAGCCUGGCGCCUGGCCAGCACUGGGUGGACUGGCACGCGUUGGGCACGCCCGGCACCGAUGUCCCCCGCUGACAGUGUAUUUGGAUGUGUGAGACAGAAGGAGUGUGUUUGUGUCAGCAUGACAGUGUGUCAUGACAGUGUGUCACCCCCCAGUGGGGGUGUGGGUGUCCUGAAUAGAUGCCUAUGUGACUGUGUGACUGUGAGUGUCUUUAUGUGUGUGACUCGUCCCAAGCGAGGUGUGUUUGUGUAUAGACGACAGCUUCAAAGAUGAAGACGUUUAGUACUGGACACUGUAUUCCAUAGGGUUUCAACCUCUAGAAGUUUCAGAAGUAAAAAAUGUACCAAUCUGACCAGCACAAGAAAGUUAAAACGGUGAAGUAAAAAUGUGUAUGGAAACUGUGUUGCAAAGAGAUGCCUCGCUAGUUACCAUGACUAUGGGACCUUCCCCUACUUUGUGGGGGUGGGGGCCUUCCUAGGACCACACGAGCCUUCCGUCGACAAGUCUGAUGGAAAAUGUAUUUUUUUUAUAAAGAACAUUUAUAAUAAGUUAUUUC
Hypomesus transpacificus is the source of this 5637-nucleotide messenger RNA. It is a transcript of the gene pik3c2b, whose product is annotated as phosphatidylinositol-4-phosphate 3-kinase, catalytic subunit type 2 beta. Gene Ontology annotation, molecular function: 1-phosphatidylinositol-4-phosphate 3-kinase activity; phosphatidylinositol binding; 1-phosphatidylinositol-3-kinase activity. NCBI's taxonomy places the organism in Eukaryota, Metazoa, Chordata, Actinopteri, Osmeriformes, Osmeridae. The record is from RefSeq and is a predicted model, not a curated record. Gene Ontology annotation, biological process: cell migration; phosphatidylinositol 3-kinase/protein kinase B signal transduction; phosphatidylinositol-3-phosphate biosynthetic process. Gene Ontology annotation, cellular component: cytoplasm; plasma membrane; phosphatidylinositol 3-kinase complex. The transcript has 33 exons. The coding region runs from base 353 to 5155 and encodes 1600 amino acids.